AGCACAGCACCCCUCACUCCAUAGUCUCUCUCACCGUUCCCUCCUUCCAGAGCGUUCUACUCCGGCGAGAUGCUCCUCUCGGAGCUCCCGAGUCCCCCUCGCCCAUGGCGCCCUCGCGUUCGAGAAGCCCAUUCCGCCCGCCCUCGCCACCUCCCUCUCCUCGGCUCCCACGCUACGCUUUUAUCGAGAAGGCGCCACCUCCACCUCCUCCUGCCGCCUUCCGCGACCCCGUCCGACGACCCCGCGCUCCCUCCGGCGAGGCGGUCGGACCACCCGAAGAAGGCGUCGGGUGAGGGCGAGGGGUGGAGGAGGAAGGCGGUGCCGCCCGGUACGCGCGGGCCCUCCAGCCCUGUCCCCAAGGAGACGCUGUCGUCGCCCCGGUGGACGGCGAGGCGGCAGGCGCGCGCCGCGUGGUGGAAGGCGACGUCAUUGGUGCCCAGGAGGGCCAGGAGCGUCAUCCUUCUCAACCUGCUCGUCCUCAUAUUCGCAAGCAACAUUUCUAUUGUCAAAGAAGCGCAGACUAUGUUGGAUCCUGACCUUUUCAAUAUCAUACGCUUCACUAUCGCGGCCAUUCCUUUUGUGCCAUUCUUGUUGAAGUCACUCAGAGACAUGCACGUUGUUAUUAGGGGUGUAGAGUUGGGGAUUUGGGUAACCUUGGCCUACCUCACUCAGUCUAUUGGGUUAGUUACAGCUGAUGCUGGCCGUGCAUCUUUCAUAUCCGCCCUCACAGUGAUCAUUGUCCCUUUCUUGGAUGGUAUUCUUGGAGCAGAAAUACCUGCAUAUACGUGGCUUGGAGCAUUUUUAUCAGUUCUUGGGGUUGGUAUUCUGGAAUUAAGUGGUUCUCCACCAUGUGUUGGUGAUCUUCUGACCCUCCUUAGUGCCUUUUGUUUUGGAAUUCACAUGCUCAGAACCGAGCAUAUUUCCAGGAAAAUGAAGAAAGAAAAUUUCCUAGCCCUUGUUGGAUGUCAGGUGGUUGUUGUAGCUGUUGUGUCGGCAGUCUCGUUCAUUGUUAAAUGCUUCCUCCAGACUGUGGUACCCUGGAAUUUAAAACCACAUACACCAACAGAGUUAUUCAGUAUGAUGUCAUCUUUUCCUUGGCUAGCAAUACUCUACACAGGCAUAAUUGCAACAACCUUUUGUUUAUGGGCAGAGAUUGUUGCUAUGCGUGAUGUGUCAGCUACAGAAACUGCAAUAAUUUAUGGUCUGGAACCAGUAUGGGGUGCUAUUUUUGCAUGGGCAAUUCAUGGUGAGAGAUGGGGCAUUACUGGACUUAUUGGAGCUAUCUUCAUCAUAGCCGGUAGCUUGAUGGUUCAGGUACUGGGGUCAUUUCUUGAUAUUGAUGUAUCAGAGGACAGUUACCAGAUGAACAGCUGAUACAUAAAUCGCAAAAAUACGAGGAUUUCAUAUGAUAACAUAUGAUCACUACUGCGAUGUAAUAUGCCAAGUAGCUAGCAUGACACUGCAACAAGAUCUAACUACAAUUAUGGCCAGUUGCACAAGGAAAGGAAAGUUCACUAGGCUGACAACAAUAGGGGUGGCUCACUAGUGGCCUGGGCAACUGAUGAAAACAAACUGUGGUGCGUCGUCACGUGGAGAACACAGCUACAGAAAGUGGGGAUGCGUAUCACUCGACUAAACGCCUAGGGUAGCCUGAUUUAGUACCAAUUACAUUCUAAAUCCCGUUUUCUCUCGAUGUAAAUCAGUCCACAUGAUGUAGUAUGUAAUACGUUACCUCAUGCUGAUUCUGUAUUGACCUUUGUUUUAGUACGUUAUUGUUCAUUGUCAACUAGAUAUGUCUAUAAAACUAGAUUGUACCAACUGACACAUAGUUUAAAAAUUCUCCAUGGGAUCA
This is a messenger RNA of Hordeum vulgare subsp. vulgare (domesticated barley), 1852 nucleotides long. RefSeq lists its product as uncharacterized. The coding region runs from base 70 to 1374 and encodes 434 amino acids. The record is from RefSeq and is a predicted model, not a curated record. Gene Ontology annotation, cellular component: membrane. NCBI's taxonomy places the organism in Eukaryota, Viridiplantae, Streptophyta, Magnoliopsida, Poales, Poaceae. The transcript is spliced from 7 exons.